Molecule: messenger RNA, 1026 nt
Organism: Macrosiphum euphorbiae (potato aphid)
Lineage: Eukaryota; Metazoa; Arthropoda; Insecta; Hemiptera; Aphididae
Source: the annotation of a GenBank genome assembly
AUGUUUUAUUACAAUGACAAAGAUUUAAUAUUUACAACAUCAUGGAAAAAAUUGUCUGUCAAUUCAAAAUUUGAUGAAUCUUUAAAAAGUCUAUGGAGAGAAAAAGAAGAUGAAGGUCUAUUUAGGUACAAAUAUAAAGAAGAAAAUGUAAUCAUGUUGCCUGGAAAGUAUGGAUUUCUCGCAGUUUUGAACAUUGAUAGAGGUACCAAACGCCGUAAGCCAAACAUAUUUGCUAGUGUGUUAGAACCGUUUAACGAUGAUUUGUUCAAUUUUACAAAAGUUAAUGCUGGAGAAUUUUUAUUCAAAUUUAGUUAUGCAUCAAGUAUUUCUUCUAAUACAGAUGAUACCUUGGCAAUAAAUACAAGUCCUUUAGGAGACUUUCAUUCUUUAAUUUUACCAAAAAUCAAUAGUAAACUACCGCAAGUUAUUGAUGAAUAUAGUUUGAAUAUUGCAAUUCAAUUGUUACUCCUAAGUGCAUCUCCGGCAAUACGCGUUGGGUUCAAUAGUUUAUGUGCUUUUGCUUCAGUGAACCAUCUUCAUUUACACUUGUAUUAUUUACAAUAUAAAAUGUACCUUGAGUAUUGUGAUAUAGAACAAUUUAGUGGUCCUUGUCAUAAGAUUAUAGAUUAUCCUUCCAAAGGAUUUGUAUUUGUACUGAAAAGCAGUGACUUGUUGUCCAAUUUUGUCAAGACAGUUUAUAUCAUGAUUAAUUACCUCCAGAAAAAAAAUAUUCCUCAUAAUAUUUUUAUUACUCGAGCACUAGUUAAAGAUUUAAAUGUCAACGAUUUUAAUAAUUCAAGGAAUUGUGUAAGAGUUUUUAUUUGGGCAAGAACUUCAUCAGGAGAUAAACGUAUGGAUAAGUUUUCUCCGGCAACUUGUGAAUUGUUCGGCCACUUAGUAUUUAAAGAUAAAUCUGAGUUUUCAGAAGUCACAGAAAGCAGUGUGACCAAAAUUCUUUCAGAUGUUACAGAAUCUUCAUUUUUAUUAAUUGAAAAUGACAUAAACAAUUUGUACUUAACAAUAUGA